Molecule: messenger RNA, 6591 nt
Organism: Xyrauchen texanus (razorback sucker)
Lineage: Eukaryota; Metazoa; Chordata; Actinopteri; Cypriniformes; Catostomidae
Product: plectin-like
Exons: 34
Coding region: 166-6591 (2141 amino acids)
Biological process (GO): intermediate filament cytoskeleton organization; wound healing; hemidesmosome assembly
Cellular component (GO): hemidesmosome; perinuclear region of cytoplasm; sarcolemma
Molecular function (GO): ankyrin binding; cadherin binding; structural constituent of muscle
Source: RefSeq, a predicted model, not a curated record
GUCAGCAAGCGGCACUGCAGACUUUGCCGAGGGGAGGACAGAAAGAGAGAGAGAGAACUAAACCCUGAAAUCUUGCAGCGUGGCAAGUGAAAUCUUACAGAGGACUGACCUUGAUCAUUGCAUUCUCACAUACUCCCGGGGAAAUAGCGUGACAGAAGCCGAAACAUGGACACAGCCCGGUCUAUCCAACACGAGAUCACCUCUCUCAAAGAUGAAAGAGAUCGAGUGCAGAAAAAGACCUUCACAAAAUGGGUGAACAAGCAUCUGAUAAAGCACUGGAAGUCAGAGGCCCAGCGACACAUCACAGACCUGUAUGAAGAUCUCAGAGAUGGACACAACCUCAUCUCACUGCUGGAGGUGUUGUCUGGAGAGACACUGCCCAGAGAGAAGGGCCGCAUGCGCUUUCACAAACUACAGAAUGUACAGAUCGCACUGGACUUUCUCAAACACAGACAGGUGAAACUGGUGAAUAUCAGAAAUGAUGACAUUGCAGAUGGAAACCCCAAGCUGACCCUUGGGCUGAUAUGGACCAUCAUUCUUCACUUCCAGAUCUCUGACAUCCAGGUGAAUGGUCAGUCAGAUGAUAUGACCGCCAAGGAGAAGCUGCUCUUGUGGUCUCAACGCAUGGUGGAGGGCUACCAGAGCAUGCGCUGUGAUAACUUCACCACCAGCUGGAAAGAUGGCAGGCUCUUCAAUGCCAUUAUCCAUAAACAUAGGCCAAACUUGAUUGACAUGAAUAAGGUGUACAGACAGACCAACCUGGAGAAUCUGGAGCAGGCCUUCAGCAUAGCAGAAAGAGACCUGGGUGUCACUCGCCUGCUCGAUCCAGAAGAUGUGGACGUGCCACACCCAGACGAGAAGUCCAUCAUCACGUAUGUCUCCUCUAUGUAUGACGUGAUGCCCAGAGUUCCUGAUGUUCAGGAUGGCGUGAAGGCCAAUGAGUUGGAGUUGUGCUGGCAGGAGUAUUACGAGCUGGUGACCAUGUUACUCCAGUGGAUCAGACAUCACAUCAUUGUGUUUGAGGAACGAAAGUUCCCCACCAGUUAUGAGGAGAUUGAGGUUCUUUGGCGACAGUUUCUAAAGUUCAAGGAGACUGAACUACCAGCCAAGGAGACUGACAAAAAUCGCACCAAGCUCAUUUACAAGUCUUUGGAGGGUGCAGUACAGGUGGGUAAGAUUAAGGUUCCUCCUGGUUAUCACCCCAUCGAUGUGGAGAAGGAGUGGGGACGUCUGCAUGUGGCCAUUCUGGAGCGAGAGAAACUUCUGCGCUUAGAGUUUGAACGGUUGGAGCGUUUGCAGAGAAUAGUCAGUAAGGUACAGAUGGAGUCAGGUGUGUGCGAGGAGCAGCUCAAUCAGGUGGAAACACUGUUACAGACGGAUGUACGUCUGCUGGGUGCAGGAAAGCCCCUCCAGCAUGGGUCUGAGAUAGAAGCUGAUCUUAACAAGGCGGAAAACAUGAUCCGAUACCUUUUCAAUGAUGUGCAGUUACUUAAAGAUGGGCGCCACCUACAGGCAGAACAGAUGUACAGAAGGGUAUACCAUCUACAUGAGCGUCUGGUUAACCAGCGCAGUGAGUAUAAUCUCCGUCUGAAGUCUGGCGUGACAAUGUCACAAGUGCCCAUGACGCAAAUGCCCAUGACCCAGAUCUCCCUCGUCCAAACAUUGCAGCAGUCUCCCCAGCGUGUCAGACCUGAACUAGAUGAAGUCACUCUCAAAUACAUCCAGGACCUUCUGGCAUGGGUGGAGGAAAACCAGAAACGCAUCGAUGGGGCGGAAUGGGGCGAAGACCUGCUCUCUGUGGAGUCACAACUUGGUAGCCACCGUGGCCUUCAUCAGUCUAUAGAAGACUUCAAAUAUAAGAUUGAUCGUGCACGGGCUGAUGAGAAUCAGCUGACCCCUGUCAGCAAGGGGGCCUAUCGAGAAAACUUGGGCAAACUGGACCUUCAGUACGGCAAACUGCUGAACUCUUCCAAAGCACGGCUGCGCAGUCUAGAUCAGCUACAUGCUUUCGUUGUGGCCGCCACCAAAGAGCUGAUGUGGCUGAACGAGAAAGAAGAGGAGGAGGUGAACUACGACUGGAGCGAUCGAAACUCCAACAUGACUGCCAAGAAGGACAACUAUUCAGGUUUAAUGCAAGAUCUUGAACAGAGAGAGAAGAGGGUAAAUAAUGUCCAGGCAACUGGAGACAAACUGCUGAAAGAGGGUCAUCCUGCCAGUAAGACUGUGGAGGCUUUCUCUGCAGCUCUUCAGACUCAGUGGAGCUGGAUCCUUCAACUCUGUUGCUGCAUUGAGACUCAUCUCAAAGAAAACACUGCUUACUUUCAGUUCUUCUCGGAUGUUAAAGAUGCUGAAGACAGGAUGAAGAAGAGUGAAGACAUGAUGAAGAAGAAAUAUGUGUGUGAUCGCUCCAUCACAGUCACACGGCUGGAGGAUCUGCUACAGGAUGCAGAGGAAGAGAAAGAUCAGCUGAAUGAGUUUAAGACACACUUGGAGGGUCUCAAAAGGAGAGCCAAAACCAUCAUCCAUCUGAAAGAAAGGAACCCUGCUUACCCUGUCAAGGGUAAAUUACCAAUUCAGGCUGUCUGUGACUUCAAACAAAUGGAGAUAACAGUACACAGAGGAGACGAGUGUGCCCUGGUGAACAACUCCCAGCCGUACAAGUGGAAAGUGAAACACUCCAGUGGGAAUGAAGCCAUAGUACCGUCCAUCUGUUUCAUAAUCCCUCCCACCAACAAAGAGGCCGUGGACGUGAGCUCUGGUUUGGAUGCAAGUCUGCAGAGGCUGAUGGUACUGUGGCAAAGGCUGCAUGUGGAUAUGAAGAGCCUGCUGUCCUGGCAGUACCUUAUGCGACAUAUCCAGCUUAUCAACUCCUGGAACUUCAUCAUGUUCAAGUCUCUGAGAGUGGAAGAGUAUCGAGUGUCCCUGAAGAAUCUGGAGCUGCACUACCAGACCUUCAUGCGUGACAGUCAGGAUUCUGAACUCUUUGGCGCUGAUGAUCGCCUGCAAGCCGAGAACAGUUACGGCAAAGCCACUCAGCACUAUGACAACCUUCUACGCUCUGUUGAACAAGAACCUGUUUUCAGCCCAAAGGACAAUGCUGCGGGGGAACAGGAUGAGUCUGAGUGCAAGAGUUAUAUUACACAGAUAAAAGACUUGAGGCUGAGGCUGGAAGGCUGUGAGUCCCGCACAGUUAACCGUCUCAGACAGCUGGUAGACAAGGAGCCUCUCAAAGCCUGUGCACAGAGGACCACUGAACAGAAGAAAGUCCAGUCUGAGUUGGAGGGUAUAAAGAAAGACCUGGACAAGAUGGUUGAGAAGAGUGAAGCAGUGCUGGCCAUCUCUCAGCAGUCCAGUUCUGCCCCAGUCCUGCGUUCAGAGAUAGAUAUCACCCUGAAAAAGAUGGAGCAUGUCUACUCUCUAUCAUCUGUUUACCUGGACAAGCUGAAGACCAUUGACAUGGUAAUCCGCAGCACACAAGGAGCUGAGGACGUUCUCAACAAAUAUGAGAACCAGCUGCGUGAUGUACAUAAAGUCCCUGUUAAUGAGAAAGAGCUUGAAGCCAACCGAACACAGCUCCAGAAAUUAUGCUCAGAAGCAGAGGACGAGAAAGCCACCUUUGACCACCUGGAGGAAGAGCUUCAGAGAGCUAUGGCGGUGAAUGACCAGAUUUCUCGGCUGCACAGUGAACGUGAUAUAGAGCUGGAACAAUACAAACAGUUGGUGGGCAACCUGAGGGACCGCUGGCAGGCUGUGUUUUUUCAGAUUGAACUGAGACAGCGAGAACUGGACCUGCUGAGCAGGCAGAUGCAUGCCUACAGACAAAGCUAUGACUGGCUUAUUUGCUGGAUAGCAGAUGCCAAGCAGAGACAGGACAAGCUCCAUGCUGUUCCCAUUGGUGAUAGCAAGGCCCUUCAAGAUCAGCUGAGCCAAGAGAAGAAACUACUUGAAGAGAUUGAGAAGAACAAAGACAAGGUGGAUGAGUGCCAGAAAUAUGCUAAAGCUUACAUUGAUGCAAUAAAGGAUCAUGAGCUCCAGCUGGUGACAUAUAAAGCCUUAGUGGAGCCUAUUUCUUCCCCUCUGAAGAAAACCAAAAUGGAGUCUGUAUCUGAUGACAUCAUCCAAGAGUAUGUGACUCUAAGAACACGCUACAGUGAGCUAAUGACUCUGUCAAGCCAGUAUAUUAAAUUCAUCAUUGAGACACAGCGUCGUCUAGCAGACGAAGAGAUAGUUGCUGAAAGACUUAAGGAGGAAGAGAGGAAAAAACUGGCCGAGAUGCAGGCCGAGCUAGACAAGCAGAGACAGUUAGCAGAAUCUCACGCAAAGGCUAUUGCAAAAGCAGAACAAGAGGCAAAUGAGCUGAAGAUGAAGAUGAAAGAUGAAGUCGAAAAGCGACAGGACGUUGCUGUUGACGCUGAGAAACAAAAGCACAAUAUCCAGAAAGAGCUGCAGGAGCUUAAAAACCUUUCAGAGCAGGAAAUCAAGUCUAAAACACAACAGGUAGAGGAGGCCCUCCAAAGCCGCACCAGAAUUGAAGAAGAGAUCUGUAUUAUCCGGCUCCAGCUAGAGACAACAACAAAACAAAAAAUAACUGCUGAAACAGAGCUUCAGCAGCUCAGGGACAAAGCAGUAGAGGCUAACAAACUGCAAAAGGCAGCCCAGGAAGAGGCAGAGAAGCUUCGGAAGCAAGUUGCCGAAGAGACUCAGAAGAAACGCAUUGCAGAAGAGGAGCUUAAACUGAAAUCUGAGGCAGAGAAGAGGGCUGCUAAAGAGAAGCGAAAAGCCCAUGAGGAUCUUGAGAAAUUUAAGCUGCAAGCUGAGGAAGCAGAGAGGCAUAUGAAGCAGGCAGAGCUGGAAAAGCAGAGGCACAUUCAAGUGGUAGAGGAGGUGGCUAAGAAGACUGCAGCCACCGAACUUGAGACUAAACAAUUGUCAUUGACAGCAAAACUGGAAGAGUCACUCAAACAUGAGCAAGUAAUGGUCAUUCAGCUGCAAGAGGAGGCGGAACAUCUAAGAAAGCAGCAAGCAGAUGCAGAUAAGGCAAGAGAGCAGGCUGAGAAGGAACUAGAAACAUGGAGACAGAAGGCCAAUGAAGCACUCCGACUCCGACUCCAGGCAGAAGAGGAGGCCAAUAAGAAAACUGCGGCACAGGAGGAGGCAGAAAAACAGAAAGAGGAAGCCAAGCGGGAGGCAAAGAAGAGGGCAAAAGCUGAGGAGGCUGCCCUUAAACAGAAAGAGACUGCAGAAAAGGAACUUGAGAAUCAAAGGAAAAAGGCUGAAGAAACUGCUCAACAAAAGCUUGCAGCAGAACAAGAGCUUAUUCGGUUAAGAGCAGAUUUUGACCAUGCUGAUCAACAGAGAGCUGUCUUGGAUGAUGAGCUCCAACGCCUCAAAAAUGAAGUCAGUGCUGCUGUUAAACAGAAGAAGGAACUCGAAGAGGAACUGAUCAAAGUUAGGAAGGAGAUGGAAGAUCUUCUGCAGCUAAAAUCCAAAGCUGAGAAAGAGUCUAUGUCAAACACUGAAAAGAGCAAACGACUGCUAGAAUCUGAGGCAGCCAAGAUGAGAGAACUUGCUGAGGAGGCCACUAAACUGAGGUCAGUCGCAGAAGAAGCAAAGAAACACAGGCAGGUUGCAGAGGAAGAAGCAGCUCGCCAGAGAGCAGAGGCAGAAAAGGUCCUCAAAGAAAAGUUAGCAGCUAUCAAUGAAGCAACACGUCUAAAAACUGAGGCUGAGAUCGCUUUGAAAGAGAAGGAAGCUGAAAAUGAGCGUCUAAAAAGACAAGCUGAAGAGGAGGCUUACCAGAGGAAAGCCCUUGAAGAUCAAGCAGCACAGCAUAAACAAGCAAUCGAAGAAAAGAUUGAUCAGUUAAAGAAGUCCUCAGACACUGAACUAGACAGGCAAAAGAAAAUCGUUGAAGAAACCUUGAAGCAGAGGAAAGUGGUAGAGGAGGAGAUCCACAUUCUUAAACUCAACUUUGAAAAGGCUUCGACUGGCAAACAGGACCUCGAACUAGAGCUCAACAAACUGAAGAGCAUUGCAGACAAGACAGAGAAGAGCAAAGUAAAGGCAGAGGGAGUGGCAGAGAAAUUCAGAAAACUUGCUGUGGAGGAAGAGAAAAAAAGGAAAGAAGCAGAAGAGAAAGUGAAAAAAAUCCAAGCUGCAGAAGAAGAGGCAGCAAGACAGCACAAAGCUGCUCAAGAAGAGGUGGAGCGUCUCAUAAAGAAAGCAGAAGAGGCCAAGAAGCAGAAAGAGAAUGCUGAGAAGGAAGCAGAGAAACAGGUUCUUGUAGCUAAAGAGGCCGCACAGAAGUGCUCUGCUGCUGAGCAGAAAGCCCAAGAUGUUCUUCUCCAACAAAAUAAAGAUAAGGGAAAGCCACCCCAGCAGCUCCCCGUCUCGGUCCUUAUACCUACGGGUAUGAGGCUGAGUCAGUUAGCACUUGGGGCGAUUUGGGAAGCUCAGUGGGAGCUUCUCCACCGGGAAACCCUCACAGAUCACCCAUUCCCCAACACACUCGUAUCCUCGGUCGAGUGCUGGGAUAAGACCACGCGCCCAUGUCAGGGCAUGUUUGCGGUCUUGUUCGGGGCUCGUUUUUGA